Exophiala mesophila is the source of this 1455-nucleotide messenger RNA. RefSeq lists its product as uncharacterized. NCBI's taxonomy places the organism in Eukaryota, Fungi, Ascomycota, Eurotiomycetes, Chaetothyriales, Herpotrichiellaceae. Gene Ontology annotation, molecular function: protein binding. The record is from RefSeq and is a predicted model, not a curated record. Bases 1 to 1455 code for a protein of 484 amino acids. The transcript is spliced from 2 exons.
AUGAUUGCCUCAACACCACUUUCGCUCCUCCUCCUCAAUCUACCAGACGAAGUCCUCAUCACCAUCUUCGGCUUUCUCGACAUCCGCACUUUGUAUAAUGCCACCCUCGUCUGCAAGCACUUUUGCGACUUGUCGGAACCCUUUCUGUAUCACACAAUCCAGAUCCUGAACGGCCGUCAAGCCACUGCUCUCUCCGCCAGCUUUCAGACAAGUCCCUUUCGCACAACAUGGGUCCGCUCUCUUCUCAUCUCCACUAAGUUUGGCGAUGAUCAAGGCCUCUGUACGCUCCCGCCAUAUAUUAGUCGUAUGCGGAACCUGCAGACCCUCUGUCUCGAAACCCCAGACUGCAAUGCCAAGUUUCCCGAAGAGCGAGUUUCCUGGGUCAGCCUGCAGGACAGGUAUGAAAGAAUCUUUGAAAGCGCCUCUGCCGUUGUUCCAGAGUCCUUUGGCCGAGUUCUUCCCAAUCUCAAACAAUGCACUCUCCACUUCGUCGACGGACAGAAGGAAAUCUAUUCAAUGACCAAAUAUGCCAUGCUUUUCUUACACCCCAGUCUCAGGUCUCUCACCAUGUCUUGUGCGAGUACAGAUUUUGUCGACAAGCUAUUGACGCCCUUCCAAAAUGACCAAUCCCUUUUGAAGUCAACUCGACUAGAACAUUUGCAUCUCGAGGAAUGUGACAUCUUCUCACCAUCUCUCGGCAUUCUGCUGAGCUUCCCCAAAGCUCUGAAAUCCCUCAAGAUCAGUGAAGGUGUUCGGUAUGACGGCAUCUUCACGGCAAGAAAUAGUCGAUUGCAUGGUAACGUGUCUCCCGGUCCAUUUGUCGAUGCAAUUUCCCAGCAGUGUGCGUCGUCGUUGGAAUAUCUUUCCCUGAGCCUUGGCUAUGCCAGACAAGGUUUUCAGCACAUCAAUCAUCCAGGCCAGCACUUGAACCUUUCCGGAUUCCAUGCACUCAAACAGCUGGAUCUCGAUGUUCGAACCAUCAAUCUCAUCAGAGUCCGAGCUAAUUGCGACCAUGCCACCUGGCGACGACUACCUCCCCACCUCGACACGCUCAAGGUCUUUGGCAUUCCUCUGGGCGAGCGCCCACCAUUCCAGGCUCGCAGGCGAGUUUGGUUUCCGCUGGAUACUUGUAUAAUCACAGACAAGGCCAAGCAUGGCGUUCGACUUUUGCGAAAUGUGAUUUAUUCAUACGAAUACUACCGUGAGGACGAAGAAGUGCCAACACCAAGCGGCUCAGAAGACGGCGACAGCAUCGAAGACAUUAGCCAGGUCUCAAUCGCGCACGAUCGCAUGAUGACAAGAUGCAAGGAACUCCAACAUCUCUUUGUCAAGGCUGGUGUGAGGCUAGAGAUUGAGGUGGUUGCCCUGCCCAAUGGCUUCAUACCUCCCUACCUGUUCCCCGAAGACAAACCCCGGGCUUUCAUGCUCUGGGAGUCGGAACCAAGAUCUCCUUGA